Messenger RNA from Brenthis ino (lesser marbled fritillary), 2328 nucleotides. The record is from the annotation of a GenBank genome assembly. NCBI's taxonomy places the organism in Eukaryota, Metazoa, Arthropoda, Insecta, Lepidoptera, Nymphalidae.
AUGAGACCAUUUCUUUUGCAGGUGACAUCAAAUCCUUUGCAAGGAUUACAGUCAUGUCCCAUAAUCAAUUACCAACAAAAUUACGUCAAUGCUGACCAAUUAGCUAGAGCAUCAAGCUUUGAUGCUUACCCACAGCAAUUAUUUUAUCCUAAUCAGUGGCCAUCACCGCAAAAUAUUCCAAAUUUAUAUCAGGAUCAAUCUAAUAGAUAUUAUGACAAUUUUCUCAUCAAUGUUAUACCUAACGCACAAAUAGAUACUAAUAUACCUAUGUAUAGUCAAAAUGGUUUCGAGGUAAUGCAAUACCAACCGAAUCUAAUGGAAAGUUCACCACAAUUAAUGAACAAUUAUAUUAUUGUACCUGAAAAUUAUUUAAACGAUCAACUAUUUGAUAAUAGAAGAAAUGUUUAUGUACCGUCUACAUUAAAUGGGUAUACGAAUGAAAACAUGUGGAUACCCAGAAAUUCUAAUCCAAUUAUAAAUUAUUAUGAUCCAGUACAGAAUCCAGUUGCUUACAUAGGGAAUAAUGGCAAUCAAAAUAUAAAAUCAACACAACAAUCUAAUACGGAAAUAUACAAACAGUUUAGGGAUAGAAAUGAGAACGAAAAAGAAAGUAUUGAACGUAAAUCUUCUAAGAAAAAUCGUAAGAGAAAAAAGAACACAACCAAGUCAUGUAAAAAUGAUGAAAAUCAAGGAACGAAAUCUAAAACUAGUAAAUCAAAUAAGGAUUCAAGCUUACUCACACGCCAAACUGAUAUAAGUAAUCAAAAAUUCAAAGCUAAUAAUAACACCAAAAACAACAAACCAAAAACUCAACGUAGAUCAAAAUCUAAUAAGAUAAUUGACGAGAAUACAGAAGCAAAAGAUAUUACAGUAAAAGAUUGUGCCUUAAGGCAAGAUUUCAAUGAAUGUUUGGACAUAAACGAAGAUUGUACAAGUCUUGAAAAUCGCUUCCCUCGUAAUAAUAAUAAAAACAACCAAGUUCAAACAUUUCAACAACAAUAUCCAAAUGUGCCACAAGAUUUCACUAAUAAUAUUGCAUCUUAUUUAGCUAACUUUAUGCCAAAUCAAAACUUCAAUGCAAACUUAUUUAAUGGAAACGGAAAUUUUCCCUAUAAUUUUGAUUAUUUAUAUCAAAUGCCACAGCAAUCUAACGUAAAUUCUAACGAAAAUGAUAGAAGACGCAGGAAUAGAAGAAGAAAGAAAAAAUCAAAAUCUAACCGACAAUCAAAUACUAGCCAAAGUUCAAACAAACAACAAAAUAAUGAAGAUAAUUGUAACAAAGUGGUAGAACUAUCAACAAAAUCAGCUGAAAUAAAUACCAUGACAGGAUCAAUAUCAUAUCAAGACAAAAACAAUAAAUGUGAGCAAGAGAAGAUUAUUGAAAAUAAGAAAAAACAGAGAUCUAACAGAAAGCCAAAUACUGACCAAAGUUCAAACAAACAACAAAAUAUUGAAGAUAAUUGUAACAAAGUAGUUGAACUAUCACCAAAAUCAUUAGAAAGAGAAACCUUAAUAGAACCAAUACCUAAUCUUAUUACAAAUAAGAAAAAUCAGAAGCAAGUUAUAGAAGUAAAAACAACAGAAAAAACUUAUUUAGAUAUUAUUAAUGAACCAAAUACUGAAAUAGUUCUUGAACCUUCGAUUACUUUACUUCAAAAACAUGAUUUAAAUUCAGAAGUUUUAAACGAUGAAGAUAUUCCCAAUGUCUAUGAUAAUGAUAUUUUCGACGAUUAUUAUCCAGAUUUUACAUCAGAUAGUAUUUAUUUAAGUAAAGAAGAUCACGAUUGGAAUUUUCAUGAUCGACAUUAUUACACCUCUGAUAACAAUGCUGAAAUGAGCACAGAAAGACGACGAUAUGAACCAAAUGCACGACGAAGUCUUGAAAAAAAACAAUUUGAUACUACAGAAACGGUACCAAAACACAACUCGGAUAAUAUAAGGGAAAUGAAGGCAUUGACUGAAGAAACAAAUUUUAAAACACCACCUGGGCUAGAAUUUCCAGAUUUUAAAACUGAAAUGAUAAACAAAAAUAAAUAUAGUCCUAAAACUGAUAUCAAUUUUCAGCCUAAUGCUAAUAAUAAUUACCAAAGUGACAAAAUAUCAGCGUUUUCGAAUGUAAAAACUUCGGGAAACAAAAACAAUAAUAUUUUAGACAACACAGUUGAAACUGUUUAUGCACGUUCUAAAGUGGUGAAGUAUGGUGGGUCAGAACCUCACGAAAAAAUAAGUAGGAAAUCUAGUAACAUAAACAAAAAUAACAAUGUUACUAACAAUGACAAAGCAACAAUUAUUGUAGCUGAAUCUGUGGAUAGUCCUGAAAGUUAUAAA